Gorilla gorilla gorilla (western lowland gorilla) is the source of this 2428-nucleotide messenger RNA. It is a transcript of the gene ADIPOR1, whose product is annotated as adiponectin receptor 1. The record is from RefSeq and is a predicted model, not a curated record. Gene Ontology annotation, molecular function: signaling receptor activity. Gene Ontology annotation, biological process: adiponectin-activated signaling pathway. Bases 542 to 1669 code for a protein of 375 amino acids. Gene Ontology annotation, cellular component: plasma membrane. NCBI's taxonomy places the organism in Eukaryota, Metazoa, Chordata, Mammalia, Primates, Hominidae. The transcript has 9 exons.
GAAGAUCGGGGCCGCUCGGCCGCAGGCCGCCUCCAGCGCCGCGGGAUGUAGCGCGGGGGACCGCGGCCCCCAGCAGAGCCCGCCCGCCCGGCUGUAAGUCUCCCAGGGGCUGCGCGGUGGGCAGGUACUCGGCGGGAGCGCUUGGACCCCGGGAGCCCCGACCCAGGCCUGCGGAGGAGACAGCUGUUGGGGGAACCCGCUCCGACUUGCCAGGGGGCUCGGGCCCCAGCCAUGGAGCCGCCUGGCCUCCCGGCGUCCAGCCGGUCGAGGUUGUAAACAUUUCCGGCCCCUCCCACUGCGCGCCGCCUCCGAGGCGGCCUAGGUGCGGUGGGCUCUCGUCCCCGGCUGUCCCCAGCUGUCCCCCGACUCCCGGCAGUCCUUUUAGAAGACCAAACUGGACAAUGGACUUUGCUCACUAUGAUGACAUGAUCUCCAUUGACCUCCAUUUGUCUACCAUCAGAGGGAGAUCUCUGCCCCCUGGGGCUGAGAGACCCCAACCUUUCCCCAAGCUGAAGCUGCAGGGUAUUGAGGUACCAGCCAGAUGUCUUCCCACAAAGGAUCUGUGGUGGCACAGGGGAAUGGGGCUCCUGCCAGUAACAGGGAAGCUGACACGGUGGAACUGGCUGAACUGGGACCCCUGCUAGAAGAGAAGGGCAAACGGGUAAUCGCCAACCCACCCAAAGCUGAAGAAGAGCAAACAUGCCCAGUGCCCCAGGAAGAAGAGGAGGAGGUGCGGGUACUGACACUUCCCCUGCAAGCCCACCACGCCAUGGAGAAGAUGGAAGAGUUUGUGUACAAGGUCUGGGAGGGACGUUGGAGGGUCAUCCCAUAUGAUGUGCUCCCUGACUGGCUAAAGGACAACGACUAUCUGCUACAUGGUCAUAGACCACCCAUGCCCUCCUUUCGGGCUUGCUUCAAGAGCAUCUUCCGCAUCCAUACAGAAACUGGCAACAUCUGGACCCAUCUGCUUGGUUUCGUGCUGUUUCUCUUUUUGGGAAUCUUGACCAUGCUCAGACCAAAUAUGUACUUCAUGGCCCCUCUACAGGAGAAGGUGGUUUUUGGGAUGUUCUUUUUGGGUGCAGUGCUCUGCCUCAGCUUCUCCUGGCUCUUUCACACCGUCUAUUGUCAUUCAGAGAAAGUCUCUCGGACUUUUUCCAAACUGGACUAUUCAGGGAUUGCUCUUCUAAUUAUGGGGAGCUUUGUCCCCUGGCUCUAUUAUUCCUUCUACUGCUCCCCACAGCCACGGCUCAUCUACCUCUCCAUCGUCUGUGUCCUGGGCAUUUCUGCCAUCAUUGUGGCGCAGUGGGACCGGUUUGCCACUCCUAAGCACCGGCAGACAAGAGCAGGCGUGUUCCUGGGACUUGGCUUGAGUGGUGUCGUGCCCACCAUGCACUUUACUAUCGCUGAGGGCUUUGUCAAGGCCACCACAGUGGGCCAGAUGGGCUGGUUCUUCCUCAUGGCUGUGAUGUACAUCACUGGAGCUGGCCUUUAUGCUGCUCGAAUUCCUGAGCGCUUCUUUCCUGGAAAAUUUGACAUAUGGUUCCAAUCUCAUCAGAUUUUCCAUGUCCUGGUGGUGGCAGCAGCCUUUGUCCACUUCUAUGGAGUCUCCAACCUUCAGGAAUUCCGUUACGGCCUAGAAGGCGGCUGUACUGAUGACACCCUUCUCUGAGCCUUCCCACCUGCGGGGUGGAGGAGGAACUUCCCAAGUGCUUUUAAAAAUAACUUCUUUGCUGAAGUGAGAGGAAGAGUCUGAGUUGUCUGUUUCUAGAAGAAACCUCUUAGAGAAUUCAGUACCAACCAAGCUUCAGCCCACUUUCACACCCACUGGGCAAUAAACUUUCCAUUUCCAUUCUCCUAGCUGGGGAUGGGGCAUGGUCAAACUUAGCCAUCCCCUCCUCAGCAGUUACCCUCCUCAGCAAGGCAUCUACCGGCCCCUCACAGAGACAGUACUUUGAAACUCAUGUUGAGAUUUUACCCUCUCCUCCAACCAUUUUGGGAAAAUUAUGGACUGGGACUCUUCAGAAAUUCUGUCUUUUCUUCUGGAAGAAAAUGUCCCUCCCUUACCCCCACCCUUAACUUUGUAUCCUGGCUUAUAACAGGCCAUCCGUUUUUGUAGCACACUUUUCAAAAACAAUUAUAUACCCUGGUCCCAUCUUUCUAGGGCCUGGAUCUGCUUAUAGAGCAGGAAGAAUAAAGCCACCAACUUUUACCUAGCCCGGCUAAUCAUGGAAGUGUGUCCAGGCUUCAAGUAACUUGAGUUUUAAUUUUUUUUUUUUUUCUUGGCAGAGUAAUGUAAAAUUUAAAUGGGGAAAGAUAUUUAAUAUUUAAUACUAAGCUUUAAAAAGAAACCUGCUAUCAUUGCUAUGUAUCUUGAUGCAAAGACUAUGAUGUUAAUAAAAGAAAGUACAGAAGACACUUGGCAUUCAAA